AUGUCCAGUCCUGCCAAGUGCAUUUCGGCCGCCUCUUCGGCCGGCCUCCGGUCGACUCGUCCGGUCCUCUUCACAUCUUCUGCCUCGUCCUCGUCGCCCUUCACAAUCGCGGCCCCGGCAAGAUACCGGGCAAGAUACAGGGCACUGUCGACGCUGCCCGGUGGGCCAACGCGGGCAACUCCGCGCCGGCUCUUCUCGUCGUCUCCGUUGUGCCGCUCGGCCUCUUCCUCUGCCUCUGCGUCCGCCGCGGCCUCGGCCUCUCCCAAGCGAGAACGGCCUCCAUUGCCCUUUACCACUGUCCCUUCGUGCCCGUCGCCCACGUGCGCCUGCGAGCCCACGCCUGAGCUGCCCGCCGACCUGCCCAUCGACCGCACCAGCCCGCUCAACGGCCUCAUCCCCGCGUACAGCGAGCAGGUCCUCGUCUGCACUGGCACCAGCGACUGGCCGUCGCGCAUUGAAGACGCCAACAGCGGCGACAACCUGGCCGCCGACAUCAAGGAGCUCUUUGGCCGCGGCGGCACCUACAGCGACCCGUACCACCACGUCGCCGUCCUCAACGCCUCCUUCCCGCCCUCCGUGCCGCGCCUCGUCGGCCUGCAGUCCUCGUCCGUCUACCUGCUGCCCAGCUUCACCUACAUCCCCUAUCUGCCGCGCCUGUCCUUUGACGCCGUCGAGGCCCUCGCCCAGGGCUUUUUGCUGCCCAAGCGCCUGCACCCCGCCCACGACGGCGCCCUCUCGCCCGUCCACCGCGACCGCCUGACGCGCAAGCCAGCCCUGCGGCGCCUGCUCUACGGCGUGCGCGAGCCGAUCCCGGACGUGCUGGUGCUCAUCUGCGGCCACCGUGCACGCGAUGCGCGCUGCGGCAUCGUGGGCCCCGUGCUGCAGACCGCCUUUACGCGGGCGCUGGGCCGCGUCGGCUUCCAUGUCGAGCAGGGCCCCGUCGAGCCGGACGACUACGUGGGCACAGACGGCAACGGCGCGACAAAGAACGCGCCCCCCCCGCCAGCGGUGCAGACGGCGCGCAGGACGACGGCCCGCGUCGGCUUGGUCUCGCACAUUGGCGGACACAAGUUUGCCGGCAACGUAAUUGUGUAUCUGCCGCCGAGCCUGCGGACGCCCGACGGCCUGGCGGCCCACCCGCUGGCCGGCUACGGCGUGUGGUACGGCCGUGUCGAGCCGGAGCACGUGGAGGGGCUCGUGCAAGAGACAGUGCUGCAGGGCCGCGUGGUCGAGGACCACUUCCGGGGCGCCAUCAACCAGGAGCGGCAGAUUGUGCGGCUGUAG
Messenger RNA from Sporothrix schenckii 1099-18, 1284 nucleotides. RefSeq lists its product as uncharacterized. NCBI's taxonomy places the organism in Eukaryota, Fungi, Ascomycota, Sordariomycetes, Ophiostomatales, Ophiostomataceae. The transcript has a single exon. The record is from RefSeq and is a predicted model, not a curated record. The coding region runs from base 1 to 1284 and encodes 427 amino acids.